UUAAUUGUCCCAGCUGCUUGAAGACGGAAAUAUCUGCCCAGUUGGCUGCCUCUGGACCUCAACAGCCCUGGGCUCAGGCACGUGGGAAACUGCCUCCAUCAUCACUGAGAAGAUGCUACAGGGGAACAAACGGUCAAGGCUGCCAAGCACUGUGUCUUCCCCCAUGUAACCAACUGUAACCAAUUUGCAGCUCCAUGGUUGGAAGGAAGACCUGCCGAUCAAGCCGGAGGAUGGCGUGUGCUCCUUGGCAUUGCCCUCUGACCAGCAACUGGACAGGAAAAACAAGGAGACGCAGGACUCCGAAGUGCUCAAGAAUGCCCGGGUACAGGAGCAGGUCCGCAUGAGGAUGCUGCAGAAGAGCCACUCGGCCCCCAGGACUAAUGGAGCUGUUCUUGACUAUGAGCUGAAAGGUGGAAGUAUCUCCAAUGGCCAAUACAAUACACUGCAACCGAGCUUCAGCUCCAGAUCCCAAACAAAUGGCACAGAUCACAAAGGCUCCCUGUAUCAGACAAAGAAAGGUUACAAUACCAUGAAGACUACUAACUGGUCCUCCCGCUCAGCUGUGGACCUCAGGCCCAAUAAGAGGAUGGCCUCCAUCAGCAAUGGUGUUGGGUCCAAGGGCCUGAAUUAUGGCAUGAAUUACACCCUGUCUCAAGGUGCCAACUCUACUUCACGCCCUGGCUCUUUUCACGAACGAAGCUAUCGGGCCCGUCAGAACUGUGACACGAUGUCUCUACGCUCUCUGCGCUUGGCAGAUGGGCCAGGUAGUCCUGGGGGCAUAGCUGAUCGCUACAGCAUCAUGUCUGAGCAGCUGGAUCCAUUGGCACAAGCAUCUCUCUACAAAAACAGAGGAAGUGGCAACUUCACCAAAUCCUACACCUUUGAAAGGCAGAUGAGUGCUGGCUCUAAUGCUGGCAUGAACGGGCCUAUCAACUGGAUGGAUGGUGUGGAUGGUCCCCAAAACAGGACUGUCAUUCGUGCACCAGCCAUGCGCACCUUGCAGCGUUUCCAAAGCAACAACCGCUCCCGCAUCAGCGGAAUCCAGUCUUCCCAAGGAGGUGCUGGCAACUCUUACGCAGGUGUGAUAGAACGGAGUUCCCGUGCUCCUUCUGUGCGUAGCUUGGCUGAUUCCAACCAUCAUUUGCAAGACCUGCGUGCUAUUGAUAUGUAUGAUGGUCACAACUCACUCGUGACCCAACAGUCCUUUUCUGGCGGGUUUGACGACAUUGACCUUCCCUCUGCAGUGAAGUACCUGAUGGCUGGUGACCCCAACCUGCAAGUGCUGGGAGCUGCUUAUAUCCAGCACAAGUGCUAUAGUGACAAUGAUGCCAAGAAACAGGCUCGCAGCCUGCAAGCUGUGUCCAAGCUGGUGAAGCUUUUCAACAACUCCAACCAAGAGGUGCAGCGCCAUGCCACUGGUGCUAUGCGCAAUCUUAUCUAUGACAAUGCUGAAAAUAAGCUGGCGCUGGUGGAGGAAAAUGGCAUUUAUGAGCUGAUGCGCACUUUGCGUGAGCAAGAUGAUGAGCUACGCAAGAAUGUUACAGGCAUCCUCUGGAAUCUGUCCUCCAGCGAUACCCUUAAGGACCGCCUGGCCCGAGACACCUUGGAGCAACUCACAGAUCUGAUCUUGAUUCCUCUCUCUGGCUCAGGCACCGCUGCAGUUAUCCAGCAGAAUGCCUCUGAGGCAGAAAUUUUCUACAAUUCUACCGGCUUCCUCAGAAAUCUCAGCUCUGCCAGCCAGCAAACUCGGCAGAAGAUGCGUGAGUGCCAUGGGCUGGUGGACUCCAUGGUCAAUUACAUUAACAGCUCACUGGAAGUGGGAAAGUCUGAGGACAAAAGUGUAGAAAAUGCCGUCUGUGUACUGCGCAAUCUGUCCUACCGCCUGUAUGAUGAAAUGCCUCCUUCCUCACUCCAGCGACUGGAAGGCCAAAGGAGGAAUGAUGGGGCAUCCAUGACAAGUGAGCUGGUGGGCUGCUUCAGCCCGCAGAGUAAAAAGGCCCGAGAGCUCUACUUGAAUUCAGAUAUUGUGACCUUCACAGAGGUGUCUAAGGAUCCCAAGGGGAUGGAGUGGCUCUGGAACCCCCAGAUUAUAGGUGUCUAUAACAGGCUGCUGCAGAGAUGUGAGUUAAACAAGCACACCACAGAGGCAGCCUCUGGGGCGCUUCAGAACAUUACAGCUGGAGACCGGAGGUGGGCUGGUGUUCUCAGCAGAGUGGCAUUGGAACAAGAGAGGAUCCUGAACCCAGUACUGGAUAGAGUCCGCACAGCUGACCAUCACCAGCUUCGUUCACUGACAGGGCUGAUUCGCAACCUGUCCCGGAAUGCACGCAACAAGGAUGAGAUGUCAACUAAGGUGGUGAGCCAUCUAAUUGAGAAGCUCCCAGGGAGCCUGAGUGACAAGUGGCCCCCAACAGAUGUCGUCGUCAAUAUUAUUGCAGUGCUAAACAACUUGGUUGUGGAAAGCCCCAUUGCUGCACGUGAUAUUGUCUACUUUGAUGGCCUGCGUAAACUUUUCUUCAUCAAAAAGAAAAGGGACAGCUCUGAAAGUGAGAAAUCAUCCAGAGCAGCUUCCAGCCUCCUGACCAACAUGUGGCAGUAUAGCAAGCUUCAUCGGGACUAUAAGACGAAGGGCUACCGAAAAGAGGAUUUUAUUGGCCUGUAAAGAAAAGGGCUUCUGAGGUUUGCAGAAAAUGGACUUUUUGGCCCUCUCCAUGAAAAUGUUUUUAAGUGCCAUUGUAAAUGGCCUUGGUUCUGCUUCAUAAAGCUCCUUCCUUGCAACUCCCAACUCUUUCAUUCAUCUCAAACCAACUCGCCUGACCUGCCUUAUUUUUACAUUCAUUAUUGUUUCUUCUUUGUGCCUGUUAGAAGUUCAUCUUCCUUUGCUGGCCACCUGAUUUCAUCAGAACAUCUAUUAACUGUAAAGCCAGGAGUCAGCCACAAGGCAAAUUCUCAGGACUCUUCCAGUCAACAUGGAACUCUUCAUCCCCAUCACAUACUAGGUGGGCUUGGAUCCCUUGUGGCUUUCUGGAAUUCAUGGACACUAAUAGGAUAGCAAGACUUCCAGACUUGCAAAGGAUACUGAUGGAAUUCUUCAGAGGGAAUUCUUCAGAGAGGCCUUGUACCAUUCAGGGACAUAUCAUCUGCUUUCAUUAAUUUCACUCUCUGGAGCCCCACUAAAACUUUGCCCACCCUGCCUAUGACCCCCCCAAAAGGAGUUGCUUGCUUUCUUUUUUAAAAGAGUUCUUAUUUCAGAGUAUGAAUAGAUUUUAUAGCAGAUAUAUACACAAUAGGGUACGAAGGGAAGACCAUUUGUUUCUAGUGGUAUUGGACUCACAAUGGACUUUUGAGGGUUAAAUGUAAUUUUUGAAAUUGCGCUAAAAGAAUAUAUUGGGGUGGAGUUUGGUGAUGGAUACUUUUAUUUUAAUUUCAUUUAAUUCAUAUGGUCAGGAUGCUAGAGGGGCAUGAGAGAAUUUUCUGACUGGUAUACAUACUAUAACUGUGUCUGUUCAUUCUAUAAAGUAAGAUGAGGGAGGAAUUGACAUGGCACACUGGUCUAAGAGGAGAGCUCCAUCUCUGCAGUACCCGUUGGCUGACCUCAUUGUGGUUUAUGCAGAAUUUUGCUUUAUCUCUGUGCUGUCAAGAUGGUCUGCAUGGAUGCAAAAUGCCUGGGACUUACCUGCUUAAUUAGCAGAUUAAGGCCAUAGGGUAUUACAGCAUGCAUGAAGCAGUAGGCUACACUCCAAAAGCUGGCUGUAACAUCACACAAGAUGGUCACCUGCUAGGAGGAAGGAUGGAAGGAAGGUCUUGGAGAGGUAAUCAGAGCUCUUCCAUUGCUAGUCACCUGUUCGGGGAAUUCAUAUACAACAGAGGAGAACUGCGUGUGCAUUCUGGCAACUAAAUGUGGGGUAUUGCAUGUUACGUGAAUGAGACGACAUGCAAAGGGAGUGAUCAUACCAGUGGAGGAUUGUCCUGCAAUUUGCUAGAAAUUAAUCAAGCAAUGUAAAUAGAGUACUAACACAGAGAGAGACUGACAGUGCCUUCCUAAGCAUAGUUAUACCUUUCUAAGACCAUUGAUUUAAAUAGACUGGGAAGGGUGAAGCUGUGCUUAGGAUUGCACUAUGAAUCAGUGGUUGCCUAAAGCAGAGUUAGCAGAGUCCUCUUUAACUAGCACCCCAUCAGACUCAUUUAUGUUUUCUUGGUCACAGUGCAUUAAACAGAGAGCAAGAUCAUACAAGGACCAAAAUGAUCUUUAACACCUGCAGCAAGGUAGCUUUUCCAGCAUGUGCCAGUAUUUUACACAGGUUACUUCAUAUAGUCCAGUGAUAGAGAUGUGUUAGAAAUGUCAUACGCCAAGCAAAAGAGCUUGCCAGUCUCCUGCAAACAAGUCCUCAGUUACCUGGGUAUUGUUGACUGUUGCAAAGAACCUGUGGAGGCAAGGCACAUUUUGAGUCCCCAGUAUAAUGUUUAUAGCCAUCUGUACUCAUAAAUAUGCCAGUGAGGAAGUGGAGGACUGCAAUAUCUAACUUCCACCCCACUGCUGGACAUCUACGCUGUGGAGAGCUUCAGCCCCAUCGAUGGAUUGGUUUUCUUGACUAGCUGAAAGAGCCAGUAAUAAGCUGUCUCUUACUGGAGUAUUGUACUCUUAACUGUGCUGUUCUUCUUAUGAACCAGCAGCAGCUCACAGUAUCUGCCCACAUGUAGAGAUGAACAACAUGACUUUAAUUAUUUUUGCCAGGUCAAGACAGGCUUUUGCAAUGAUGGGGGAUGGUGAAACUACUAUUUCCUUUCCUUAGAGUUCCUGAUACAAUUGUUACAGUUUUACUCUAGCAUGGCUAUGAAGCCAAACUUAAGUCACAACAAUGGUACAUUUCGCACUCGGUUUUUAGAGCGCGUUUGUACCUGUUCCACAUCCCAUGUUUGCAAGUUUUUCACACUUAAAAGCAGUCAUGGGAUGCAGUCUCGCUUUUUGUCCGCUGUAUCCCCGAUUUUCCCCCCUGCGGACAUACCCCAAUGUUUUUUUAAGUUCGCUGCUGACUGGCAGCUGGCCUGCAUUUUGCUAAUGUGAACACUUUUGCCUCCUUUUUGC
This is a messenger RNA of Eublepharis macularius, 5086 nucleotides long. RefSeq names its product plakophilin 3 (gene PKP3). Bases 341 to 2662 code for a protein of 773 amino acids. NCBI's taxonomy places the organism in Eukaryota, Metazoa, Chordata, Lepidosauria, Squamata, Eublepharidae. Gene Ontology annotation, molecular function: cadherin binding. Gene Ontology annotation, cellular component: adherens junction; plasma membrane; nucleus. The transcript has 15 exons. The record is from RefSeq and is a predicted model, not a curated record. Gene Ontology annotation, biological process: cell-cell adhesion; cell-cell junction assembly.